Messenger RNA from Mytilus californianus (California mussel), 4255 nucleotides. Its product is annotated as protein rolling stone-like. The record is from RefSeq and is a predicted model, not a curated record. Lineage: Eukaryota; Metazoa; Mollusca; Bivalvia; Mytilida; Mytilidae. The coding region runs from base 217 to 1128 and encodes 303 amino acids. The transcript has 5 exons. Gene Ontology annotation, cellular component: membrane.
UAAAAAGGUUAUUUAAAAGUUAUUCAGUGAUGGCAUUACCACAUUAAUGUAACAGAUCUGGAAUUACCGUAAUGUGAAAAAUACACAUGCUUGUCUGACUAAAUGAAUUAAAGAGGAACCAGAAUUUUUGCUGCAAUAUAUUGGUACAAUACUACAUAGAUACCAUACAUAUAAUAUUUUAAGAAAGAUUUGUAAAUAUAAAGUUGAAAUAACAGUAUGUUCAAGAUAACAGCCAAGUUUGUUCAGGCAACCCAUGGGGGUGUACGGACCCUACAGAGAGGAAUGCAGACCUACACAAGAUAUGCUUACUAUUCAUUGAAUGAUCGUAAAGGAACACAAGAUGGGUCCAUGUCUCAGAAACCAUACCAGCCACGGUACAGUUUGGAUUACGACAGACCAGAAGAUUUUGUUAAAUCUCAGUGGUGCAAAAAUCAAAAUGACUCUGUCAACUAUGCAAUCUACAGAACGUUAGUGGCCUUGUACUUCCUGUUUGUGGUGAUGUACUCGGCAAUAGUUGGAACUCUCAAGAUGAAGAUGUUUAUAAUGUUAACUUACUGGUCUCUAUAUACCCUAACAGCAUGCCAAGUCCUUAGGGCAGUAAAUGUGUGGCAUUACAUCUCUCUGAAAAAGCAGAAGAAAGAAUUGCAGAUGAUAAAAAGAUUGAAGUGGCAGUGGACUUUGUAUAACAUCUCAGUAGGUACAGCACCAAUAGUAGCUACAUUAUAUUGGGGUAUAGCUUAUGAUGGAUCUGGAUAUAAUUUCAUCAAUGUAAACACACAUGGAGUCAAUGCUGCAUUUAUCCUGUUAGAUACAUUCAUAACCAGAAUGCCUGUCAGACUACUCCAUGUUUACCAGAGUUGGUUGUUUGGGUUUACUUACAUAAUAUUUACCAUAAUUUACUGGUUCUUCGGAGGAUUAAACCAGUUUGGUCAACCAUUUAUUUACUCUGUUCUAAAUUAUGGGCGGUCACCGAAAACAGCAUUAAUAUAUAUAAUGGCUAUAGGUUUUAUAGUUUGUCCAUUAAUACACAGCUUUGUAUUUUUUCUGUACAGAUUCAGGGUGUUUAUUCAUAGAUAUUUGACCACUAUGGAUAAAAGAGAAGCACUCGUUCAUAACAGGGAAAAAUAGACUUCAGUAUUAUAUAUUAUAUUUUUUUCUAGUUUGUCUUUCACACGUAUAUUUCUAUAAUGCUCAAAUUGGAGCUAUGCAAUUGCUCAUAUUGAAGCUACAUACUUGCCUUAGCUAUUAUUUUAUUUGUUUUUGUUUAGUCAAUAUAAAUGUUAUUGUUCAUGUUCAUCUAAAGACAUGUUUAAAAAUCAAAUGAAUUGAAUCAUUGUAGAAUUAGAAGAUCUGUUUAAUAUAGUGGUUUGCUGUGAGUAAGGAGUAAUUUUUGGUUCGUUUAGGGAUGGAAAAUCCAAUUCAUUUUUGUGUUAACAUUUUCAUUACAAUAAUUGUAGCCAUUUUCAGCUGCAGUAUAAAAACACUAUAUUAGGUCAAUGUCAGAAAAAAUAUCAACUUUUUUGUAUUUGUCACAAAACAGUUAGGGGCUCAGUAAACCUUCCCAAGAUUCUGAGUCUCAUACAAAAAUUUUUAUAUAUUUUUAACAUUGACCUAAAUUUUAUAUUUAUUUUUCACUUCAUGCUAAGGUUGCAUUACAUAGUAAUUCAUCCGUCAGUCCCUUUGUUUUUCCUUGGUACAUACAUCACAGAUAUUUUUCUAUCUCUUGGUUUCUCAGUUGAAUCUCGUUAUUUAUUUAUUUUUUUCAUAUUAAGAACAAGAGAUUUUUUUUUCAUAAGACCAAGAGUGUUUUUCAUAAGAAGUUUAUCAUUUUGUCAUGCAUGAACUAUUGUAAUAAGUAUGCCAUUGUUUUUAUUGAAAUUCCAAAAUAUGUAUGCUCAGUAUAAUUUUGUGUUAUGUAUUGUGCCAAUUUCUACCAAUAUACCAGAAUUCUGUUGAAUUAUUUUUGUUUUUCUAAACUUCAAAAAAUAACUUCUGUCUACUACAGGUAAUUAAAUAAAAACAAAAAUAAGUACCUCUUCAAUGUCUAUUUCUGAAAAAACAGCACAUAUUAAUUUUGCACUUAACCAAUGGCCUUAUAAAGUUAGACUGUUUAAACUAUAUGUUUUGCAAUAACUAAGCUGGUCUUUUUUUUAUAUACAAUUCAAUGCAAUUUAUGUAGUUGUCAUUCCUGUGUAUGAAAUUUUUAUAUUAUAGUAUUGUCUGUUAUAUUUUACCAUUAUUUUUUUUAUACAUAGGUAUGUAGUAUGAUGUGUAAAAAUGAUAAUCUUAUUUUGCUUAUACUAGAAGGUCUUCUCGCAAAAAAACUCAUGACAAUAAUGAUCACAGGUUAUAUACUCUUUUGUCAAGAAUUUACAGCAAUUAUUCCCUGGCUUAUAUAUUUUUUUAUGAAAAGAUUAAUAAAUUUUAUAUUUAGAAAGGAAAUAUGCUAAAGUCUAAAAUAAGUUUGAAACUAGAGUUCCUGGACAUAAUAAAAAAUUAUUAUUGAAUAGACAUCCAUGAAAUUGAGGAUACAAGAGUGAUUUGAAUGAUGUUUUUUUUUAACAAUAUUCAUUUUGACAAGAAAUAAGUGAUAAUUACUGUUGAAGGAAUUCGAUAAAACAGCUUUCAUCAAAUGCAAGAAGGGAGAUAACUCUUUUCUGAACUUUAUUGAAAUGGAUGCUUAAAAAUCCAUGAAUUGCUAAUUUUGAAUUAAAAAUAAUGGUCAUCUGUGAGGGAACCAUGAUCCCCAAGUGCAAUUGGCCAAUGGAAAUAUAGUUUGGCACUGCAACAAACUUUCUGUGCAUAAUAUUUUUUCAAUCAAAUAUUUGUUUCUGAACAAUAGCUUCAUGUUUGUGCAAGAAAUAAAUUUGAUUAAAUUAAAACUUAUGUAAAUCUUUAUCAAACUGCUCCUACAAUAAUAAUAAUAAUACUUUAUUCAGAAGCAAUACAGCUUAUCGAACAUACAUUUUUACAUCAAAUUUUAAAUGCAUCAGUGUAAUAUUAAUAACAAUAAUUAUACAAAAUACACAUAUGGCGGAGAAUGACAAUAAAUUCAUAUGAUAAAUAAGGAAUAAAACUACAAAAUGUAUGUAUUACAGAUUUUUUCGAUGUUGAACAAAAAUUUACAUAAAUUAUUAAGUUCUUUCACAUUGUGAACUGAUAACAACUGUAUAAGUUUAAAAGUUGAUGGUUUUUGCCAAUAAUAUUUCUUUAAUAUAUUGUUUUCUUAUAUCACUAUAUCUAUUACAUUCUAAAAUAAAAUGGUAUUCGUCUUCAACAAUAUUGCUAUUGCACAUAGUCUAUUUUCUCUAUCUACAUUGUAAUAUUUGCCUAUCUCAAUAUUGAGGCUAUGGGCAGAGAUACGAUAUUUAUAUAUAUAAGGUUUAUAUAUUUGAUUAACAGGUCUACAAAGAUUAGACUUAAAUUUGAAGAUUGAACAAAACUAGUGAUCUGGUUUAUUUAUUGAUUUCUGAAGCAAGCUGAACAGAAUGAAUGACCUUUUAGUUGACAUAGUCAGAUGAUACUGUUUUUUCAUUCCUGGUUAUUUUUAUAUAUAAGUAUUGUUUAUUUAUGGUUUGACCAAGAUAUUCAUAUUUGGGAUGGCUGUUUAAUAUAUAUAUAGAGCUCAUUAUAGAAAUGUUUUGCCAAAAUCAAAUGUUAUUGAAUUUUUUUCAAAUUAAUCAUGGUGCUGUGUUUUUUAAAAGAACUAAACUUCUCAUGUUGAAUCAUUUUUAUUUCCCUGUUCAUCAUAUUUGGCAUGCAUUGUUUUGACUCAUUAGAUUUCAUUCAAGAUUUUUCAUCUUUCGUGUAUUGCUGAUUUAUAACACGCAAGUUUUUGUACAUUUCCUACUAUUAAUGCACUGAUUUAAAGGAAAUAUGAUAUACAUGUUAUUUUUUAACCCUUUUUGCUUAAUACAACAAAAGUUUGUCAUAGAUCUUGAAGGUGUUUUUUUUACAAUGGGAUGAAGUUACUUGUAAUUUUAUAAAUUCAAAAUCAUUAACAAGCAAUGAAAACUUAUAAGUAUUGUACAAGUUGCAAAACUGUUUUUCUUUAUUAUAAAGCAUUUGUAGUUAGUAGUAAGAGUACAUUCCUGUAUUUUUGCAGUUUUAUAAAUUAAACUUUACACAGAUCAUUCAUGCUUCCAUAUUUCUAAAUAAAUAUAAAAUCAUUUUGCAUAAUGAACAAAAUUUCAUUUGUGAUGGCCAUUAUAAAAAUGUGAUAUUUAGGAAUCAAUUAAAAUGAGAUAUUUUGUGA